This is a messenger RNA of Bactrocera dorsalis (oriental fruit fly), 1408 nucleotides long. Its product is annotated as transcriptional regulator ovo-like. Lineage: Eukaryota; Metazoa; Arthropoda; Insecta; Diptera; Tephritidae. The transcript is spliced from 2 exons. The coding region runs from base 1 to 1167 and encodes 388 amino acids. The record is from RefSeq and is a predicted model, not a curated record.
AUGAAACAAUACACUAUAUGUUCCAAUGAAACGAAAGCUUUGCAGCGCAUACAAUACUACAUACUCUCUUCUCUUACACUCAAAUUGCCUCCAUCACUACCGGAUACAAAUACCGCUAGCUGCGCGAGAGGCGAAGUAUUUGGCAAACUGGAUUAUACCGCAGAUAAUAACGGGCCAUGGGAGAAGAAUCCGGCUGUCGCUGUGAGUGCUGCUGGCAGUGCCGGCAGCGGCGGUCACGGUUCCGGCAGCGCGACGACACUGGCCAGCGGUGGCACCACAACAACAACCACCGUAACGCCAAUCACCACAGUCGCUGGCAUUAAGCCGCUGCAACAGCAAUUGCAACAACAACUGAUGCAUCAGUUGCAACAACGGCAGCUGCAGCAGCACCAUCAACACCACCAACAUGUACAGGGCGCGGCUGGCGCUGGCGCCGGCACCGCCAGUGGCAUAGGCUCGGCUGGUGGCAACAAUUCGACUGCGGGCGGCGGUGGGCACUCGCAUUUGCAUGCCACCCAUUCGCACCCGCAUCAACACGCCCACGCGCACACCCAUACACACGCACAUCAGCAUGUGCAUCACCAAGGCGCUGGCGUUGCACUGCUACAGCAACAGCAGCAACAACAACAGAAGCAAUUGCAACAUCAGCACUCGCAUCCACCGUUGGCGCCACACGCACAUCCGCCGUUGCAGCAUCACGUCUCGCUGGGCGGUGCCGGCAGUCAUCGCUAUCAGUCCAUGGUGGCGGCUGUGGUGCAACAGCAGCAAAUGCAACAACAACACCAACAGCAGCAGCAACAGGCCACGCAGCAGCAAGCACAGCAGCAACAGCAGCAACAACAACAGCAGCACCAUCACCAUCGCCAGCAUUCCACGCCGCAACAUCACCGCUCGGCAUCGCAACACUCCGCCACUACCAUAAGGCGCCGCACACUCUCGCACGUUUCACGCUCUUAUUCGGCGUCCGCGGCCGCCGCAGCUGUAGCAGCAGCAGCAGCUGCCGCCUCAUCCAAUGCGAAGAACUCUGGCGGCGGUGGCGGUAGUGGUGCCAGCAUACAGGUCGCCACGAGUGUGGAACGCUCUCGUUGCCGUUCACCAAUGAUGCUGUGCCACAGCCACAGCGACGGCGAGUUUCCCAUGUACAAAGGUAAGUACAACAACAGCUAAUGUUUCCAACCAAUGGUCAAUAUGUUUCCCCAUAGUUGUGAACUACUUCAACUCUGAAGCAGUACAGAGCUUAACGCGAGCUUUUGGUUGGGCCACAGUUUCGGAAUCGUUCAAAGCACCUAAGCUUAGCAUAUGGGUCCAGCUGUGGUCCUCAUAUCUAGGGAACAACAUUUUGUAUCUUAGCAAUAAUUUAGCGGCAGUUCAUUCCGAAGCUCCUUUAUAAUGUUUAAAAACAAAGUUU